Cryptomeria japonica (Japanese cedar) is the source of this 870-nucleotide messenger RNA. RefSeq names its product probable inactive 2-oxoglutarate-dependent dioxygenase AOP2. Gene Ontology annotation, molecular function: dioxygenase activity. The record is from RefSeq and is a predicted model, not a curated record. The transcript is spliced from 3 exons. Lineage: Eukaryota; Viridiplantae; Streptophyta; Pinopsida; Cupressales; Cupressaceae. The coding region runs from base 1 to 870 and encodes 289 amino acids.
AUGGUUUCUCACACAAUCACAGGCCAGAAUGAGGGCGAAGAAGUACCUGUCAUUGAUCUUUCUCUUUUGGGUAAUGGACAUGAUUCAGAAAGCAUGUAUGCUCAAGUGAGAAAGGCUUGUGAAGAAUGGGGGUGUUUCGUGGUGGUCAAUCAUGGAGUUAAAGAGGACAUAAUUCAUCAAAUGGAUUCAUCUACCAGAGAUGCAUUUGCACUCCCCAAAGAAACCAGACAGAGAAACAUUUUUCAAAGACGGAACGUGAGUCACAUCGCUGAUUUGCCUGCAAUGCCGUUUUACGAGAGCUUUGGUGUGCCUGGAGCACCAGAUCCAGAUGCCAUUCAGAAGUUUUCAGAUCAACUGUGGCCUCAAGGAAACCCUCAAAUCUGCAAAAUCAUCGAGCAAUACACUUCAGCCGUUGAACAAUUGACGAUCAAUAUCAUCACAGUAAUUUCCAAAAGCUUUGGAAUUACGGAGUAUUAUGAAUCACAGUUUUGGGAUCUUCUUCGCCUGAACUACUAUGAUAUACCACCAAAUAAAACAGGAGGCGUCUCACCCCAUGCUGAUCAUGAUUUUAUAAAAGCAUGGAGUAAUGGGAGGGUAUGGAACGGCAUUCACAGAGUGAUAAUGGAAGAAUGUAAGCCUCCUCGUGUGUCACUGCCAUAUUUUUACUACUUUUCAGAUGAGGUAGUUAUAAAUGCACCACCAGAAUUAGUUGACGAGAAUCAUCCACGUCUGUAUAAACCAUUCAAGCCUCCAGAGUUCCGAGCAUUCUAUGGAGAUAUUUCGUACAAGAGAUAUCAAAAGUCUGAGACUUUCCUAAGUGAUACAGCACCACCCUUCAUUGACAUGUUCGCACUUAUUACAACAGAAUAG